Molecule: messenger RNA, 353 nt
Organism: Paramuricea clavata
Lineage: Eukaryota; Metazoa; Cnidaria; Anthozoa; Malacalcyonacea; Plexauridae
Source: the annotation of a GenBank genome assembly
AUGGCCGACAAACCGAGAAGAAAGAUAUCUCACCAGAGCGAGCUCGAUCUGUUGAAUUUAUCUCUUCUCAAUAUGAUGAGCUUUCUCAAUUUAAAGAAACAGCCAAAAGACAGAUACAAGAUAUACUUAUUAGAGUCGAACAAAAUUUCAGAAAGAUGUGAUCUGAUUGCAAAAACUGUCGAAGAAUCUGAAGCAUACAGCUAUCAGUUCAAUGUUAAAAUUGUGGGAGUACCAGAAAUAGCCGAAAAAGAAUCUGCCCAACAGACUGCUAAUCUCUGUAUCAAGUUAUUUACUGCUUUGGGAGCAGAAGAUGUAUCUUUGAAUGAUAUUGGCACAGCACAUCAAGUACCAUC